This is a messenger RNA of Carassius gibelio (silver crucian carp), 1927 nucleotides long. Its product is annotated as pseudouridylate synthase TRUB1-like. Bases 263 to 1087 code for a protein of 274 amino acids. Gene Ontology annotation, cellular component: mitochondrion. Lineage: Eukaryota; Metazoa; Chordata; Actinopteri; Cypriniformes; Cyprinidae. The transcript is spliced from 8 exons. Gene Ontology annotation, biological process: mRNA pseudouridine synthesis; tRNA modification. The record is from RefSeq and is a predicted model, not a curated record. Gene Ontology annotation, molecular function: pseudouridine synthase activity; RNA binding.
UUAGACCGGAGAAUGAAACAGUUGCCAUUAAGUGACAUAUCUGAGAUAAUAAAACAUUUGUGUAUGUUGGAGGCAUGACUGAUUUACAAGAAUAUGCUGGAUUAGUGGUUCAGCUGGAUUUUAGGUGGAAUAAAGGGAAUGAAUCUGCUCUGGCAAUAUAAAAUAUUGCAAUUUCAUUUUGAGGGUGAUUUUAGGGCCAUUUUGAAGGUGAGUAUCAUAACAAUACGAAUGAUGUCAUCAUCUCGCGCCGAUAGCAACAAGCAUGGCUGCACAGAGCAGUUCGCUAUCCAAAUUGCAGUCUUUAAAUGGUAUAUUUGCCAUUUAUAAGAAACAGGGUCCCACCUCCGCGGAUGUGUUAAACGCACUGAAGAAGGUGCUUUUAAAAGAGGCAGGAAUUGCAAAUCCCAAUCCUCGCAAGAGGAAGAAGCAACCUUUAAAAAUUGGCCAUGGUGGCACCCUGGACAGCAAUGCUUCUGGUGUACUUGUGGUUGGAAUUGGUGAAGGAACAAAGAUGCUCACCACGAUGCUUGCAGGAUCAAAGAAAUACAGAGCUGUUGGAGAGUUAGGCAAAGCAACUGAUACGCUUGACGUCACAGGAAAUGUUGUUGAAGAGAAGAGUUAUGAUCACAUAACAAAAGAGGCUUUUGAGGAGAAGAUGAAGCAAUUCACGGGUGAAAUUAUGCAGGUUCCACCUCUAUAUUCAGCACUGAAGAAGGAUGGCCAGCGCAUGUCUGUCCUGCUCAAGCAAGGUCAAGAGGUGGAGGCUAAACCUGCACGUCCAGUCACAGUGUACAGUCUCUCUUUACAGGACUUCAGCCCGCCGUAUUUCACCAUAGAUGUUGAGUGUGGAGGUGGAUUUUAUGUAAGAAGCUUGGUUGAUGAUCUUGCAAAAGCUCUGUCCUCCUGUGCUCACAUCAAGCAUCUCACUCGGACCAAGCAGGGUCAGUUCAUGCUUGAAGAGCACGCAUUGAAGGAGGAUCGCUGGACAUGGACAGAUAUCUCACAGGCUCUGCAGCCCUGCCCAACACAAUCAGGGCUACAAAAUAAUGCCAAGAAAGCUAAAUCAAAGCAUAAACCUACCAUCUGAAUCUGAGGUUGACAAUGGAGAUCAAAAUGAUUAAAGGUGAUGAAAGGAACCGUCUGAUACACAAAUUGCAUUCUGUGUGAGAGAACUGUAGCAAAUUGUCUGGUCCAUUCUGAUUUGUUCUGGUCUCUGCUACCAUCCAUGUGCAUCUAUCUUCAUGGUCAAGUGAGGAUAAAACAGGUGGCAUCAUCAAAAUAGAUAAUGGAUUAUUAAUGCAUCUGAAUUCACUUAAUGAAAAAAAAAAAGAUAUAUAAUUGAAAGUAGUUAUUUUGUUUGUUAAUAAAUUUCUAUGGUAUUUAAUUUAUUUUCCAGAUCAGUAAAUCUCCUAGACUUUUACGUGUUGUUUUCAUGUUUGGUAAAAACCAUAACAUUUAUAAUAGAAGCAAUACAUAACAUCAGAUUAUUGCAGUACUCAUGUAUUGGAAAAUAGCAAUAAAUCACACCAUUGUUGAAAUGAUUGGGGAUGGUAAGAAUUGUUGUUUCAGAAAGAAGUCUGAAGAAUGCAUUUAUUUGUUUAAAAAAUAGAGUGAAAACUGUAAUAUUGUGCGAUAUUUUAAGAAACUUUUUUAAAAAUGGUAUAUUAUUCCUGUGAUGAAUUACUCAAGUCUUCAGAGUAACACGAUCCUUCAGAAAUUAUUCAUAUAUGUUGAUUUGGUACUUUUGUCAUUGCUGAAAAUGGUUGUUCUGCUUAAAGUAUUUGUGCUAAGUGUGAUACAUUUAGAUAUUUUUUCCAUUAUUUUCAUCUUUUUAAAACAAUCUUUUUGUUACAAUGUAAAAAUCUUUAUUGUUGCUUUUGAUCAAUGUAAUGCAUCCUUCGCGGAAUAAAUUUAAUAAUUAAUCAUU